UCAUGAUAUCAUUGCAUUGGAGGGGCAGCUGUCAACGAUGCACGUCCUUAUGUCCUUAUCUCCUACCUCCGGUCGAAGAUUUCGUCAAUUCUUCAAUUCACUCUACAUAUAUAGAUAGAACAACCACCUUCAAUUGAUAGUCAACAACCUCCAGUCUUCAAUCAGUCUUCUUUACAACAGACACAUACCUCAAAGACUUCAAUUGCUUCCAUAACUACUACAAUGGCCGACUACAAAUUCGAAGGAUGGAUGGGCAUCGAUGAGAACGCGGACAAAGGCAACAUGGUCUGGCAAGAAUUCCAGCCCAAAGCCUGGGAAGAAACAGACAUCGAUAUCAAAAUCACACACAGCGGAAUCUGCGGUUCUGACCUCCACACGCUGAGGAGCGGAUGGGGCCCAACUCCCUACCCCUGCUGCGUCGGCCACGAGAUCGUCGGCAUCGCCGUCCGCGUAGGCAGCAAAGUAACCAAAGACAUCAAAGUUGGCGACCGUGUAGGCGUCGGCGCACAAAGCGACUCGUGUCUGGGACGCAAGGGGUCCUGCGAGAAUUGCGCCGCCAAAUUGGAGAACUACUGCCCGCACUUCGUCGGCACAUAUGGCAUGCAUCAUUUCAACGGCGACAAGUCCUACGGCGGACACGCGCUGUACAAUCGCUCACCUUCACACUUCGUCUUCAAGAUCCCGGAUGCUGUUCCCUCGGCAUAUGCGGCGCCUAUGCUGUGCGCGGGCAUCACGACAUACUCUCCGCUGAAGCAUUACGGAGCUGGUCCAGGAAAGACCGUCGGAAUCAUUGGUCUUGGUGGUCUGGGUCAUUUCGGUGUGCUGUGGGCGAAGGCGCUUGGUGCGGAUCGAGUUGUCGCCAUCUCAAGGAAAGCAGACAAGCGAGCAACGGCAUUGGAUCUGGGUGCCGAUGAGUAUAUUUCUACGGAUGCGGAUGCGGAUUGGGCGCAAAAACAUGCUGGAACAAUCGACAUCAUCAUUUCCACGAUUUCUUCUUCUAAGAUGCCAAUCGGAGACUACCUCUCCCUCCUCAAACUCGACGGCACGCUCGUGCAGGUCGGAAACCCAGACGACGGCGUCUUCCAGGUCCCAGCGCUCCCGCUCAUUCUGCGACGUGUGACUAUGGGUGGCUCUGCGAUCGGAUCGCCAGCCGAGAUUGUCGAGAUGCUGCAGUUGGCUGCGGAUAAGAAGGUGACGCCGUUGGUCGAGGAGAGGCCGAUGAAGGAUGCCAAUCAGGCUAUGGUGGAUAUGGAUAACGGCAAGGCGAGGUAUCGGUACGUGCUUGUCAACGAACAACACCUAUAGUGGUAAUCGGGUAAUUGGAGCGAGGAUUAAAUGGGAUCGGGGGGUGCUGGGAUGGCAGUCAUUGUAGCAUUCGUCUGGUCCACUGAAGUCGUAGACGGGGUAGAAAAUAUAGAAUAGACACGAUAUUAAUGAUGUAC
Messenger RNA from Aaosphaeria arxii CBS 175.79, 1442 nucleotides. Its product is annotated as putative zinc-binding alcohol dehydrogenase. The record is from RefSeq and is a predicted model, not a curated record. NCBI's taxonomy places the organism in Eukaryota, Fungi, Ascomycota, Dothideomycetes, Pleosporales. The transcript is spliced from 3 exons. Gene Ontology annotation, biological process: alcohol metabolic process. Bases 223 to 1305 code for a protein of 360 amino acids. Gene Ontology annotation, molecular function: alcohol dehydrogenase (NADP+) activity; zinc ion binding.